This is a messenger RNA of Strongylus vulgaris, 771 nucleotides long. Lineage: Eukaryota; Metazoa; Nematoda; Chromadorea; Rhabditida; Strongylidae. The record is from the annotation of a GenBank genome assembly.
AUGUACACCGAGGUCAAGGAGCUGGUCAACUUCCUUGCAAAAUACCUUAUUGGAAGAUUACCACGUCGCCCUGCAAGCCUUUUUACCUGCCAGCUUGCUAAUUUUCUGAUAUGUCGUUUUCGGGAACACAAAUGGGAACUGAACGAUCCGACAAAAGAUGAGCAGCAUCGCGUUGUGCGGUCAAAGGUAAAUGGAUUUACCGAUCAGCUGAUCAUAUCUGCUGCCACAGAAAUGGGACUUAGUUCUGAAGAGGUGCUAGAGUGUCUUCCAGAUAAUAUUCUACUGUUUGCAAAUCCUGGAGAGGUGUUCUACCGAGCAGGAGAGAAUGCAGCUGCGAUACCCAUUUGGACAGGCGAGAAAGGAGUUGAUCCGGAUCUCAAUUACUGUUCACUGCCUGCUUUCGUAACAAAUCCUGCUUGUGCAGCUACUACAACAACCACAACCAAUAUGGGUGCUGCUGGUAAACCUUUCUAUGUGGGAAGAUCUCGUAAAGCUGAUACAGCUUAUGAGAUAGAGGACGCAUACGUGCAAUUGAAACUGGAGCCGGUGCAAUCAUCUAACGCAGAUGAUAACGUCUUGCUCCCACAGACGGUGAGCCUUUUCUUGGCCAAGAAUCUGAUCCUGACCAGCUUUUAUUGCGGUUCAGCUUCAUCAAAAAUGCGCACAUGCUUGCUUGGAGCUGGCGACGGGCCGGAUGCGAAGGGAGCUAUUUCGCCAAGACCCAUCUUCCCGAAAUCGCCUACUAUUGCGGAUACAACGGUGAUUUUCUAG